AAUAUUCAUGAAGGGGGCGGGCCGGGCAGGCUGCCUUUGUUAACCUGAGAGGGCGCGGCGGUGAGCAUUCGGGCUGCGGGCUUCGUGGUGCUCAGGUUUUUCAGAUCGAGAUCGAAAUGUCCUACAUCCCAGGCCAGCCGGUCACCGCCGUCGUGCAAAGAGUUGAAAUUCAUAAGCUACGUCAAGGUGAAAACUUAAUCUUGGGCUUUAGCAUUGGAGGUGGGAUUGACCAGGAUCCUUCCCAGAAUCCCUUCUCAGAAGAUAAGACAGACAAGGGCAUUUACGUCACACGGGUAUCUGAGGGAGGUCCUGCUGAAAUUGCUGGGCUGCAGAUUGGAGACAAGAUCAUGCAGGUGAAUGGCUGGGACAUGACCAUGGUCACACAUGACCAGGCUCGGAAGCGGCUCACCAAACGUUCGGAAGAGGUGGUGCGCCUGCUGGUGACUCGGCAGUCUCUGCAGAAGGCUGUGCAGCAGUCCAUGCUGUCCUAGCAGUUGGCCAUAGCCCAACUUGUGCCUGCCUGCCUCAUUGUACAGUGACACUACUCCCAUGCUCUGUCUGCCUCACAUCCUGGUUUCUGUUGUGUGCUGGACCCCAUCUCCGAAGGUCAAAAGCUGAUCCCAAGACCUGAGCCUUCCUUCCCUCCCACUUCCAGCCUGAGGCCAUGGGAUCAGCUCUCUCCUUGGACACCGAGGACUGGAAACAAGGGUUUGGAGCUGCGUGGCAGCCAGUCUGCAGUGACCACAGGCUCAGUUUCCAGCCCUGCUGCCUGGUCACAGCAAGGUCCAGGCGAGUAGGAAGCACCCGAGAGCUGUCAAAGCUGGGAAAUGCAAGGAGGGCCACACUUUCCCAUUUGCCCUGGCUUUUGGGCUUGGCCUUCCCCUGUGUCAUCUCCUCAGUGCCUCUGACCAUGUUUCCUCUACUAUGGUGCCCAGCCAGGGGUGGACCCCCACAUGCCAGAGGCAUUAUGAAGGCUGCCUGGAUGGAAGUGGGCAGGCUCUCACUUAACCAUAUUCCUCCAAGGGGUGCUGGCCUCCCCAAGGUUUUCCUGCUUAGAGGAUUUAGACCAGGUCCAAAGCUGACAUUUCAGGGCAGCUCUCAGGGUUGCUUAUUUUCUCUAUGCCUGGGGGUUUAACUUUUGUAUUUUUUUAAUCACAACUUUGAUACAAAGUGUUUUUAUCUCACUAUUUGGAAAGGCCAAUUCUUUUCAAUUUAGCUAACUAAUUCACACCUGGAAGCAGUUACUUGUAGCACACGGCCAAGCCUUAUGUUGGUUACUAUGAAAGGGGGCAGUGUGAUGCUACCCCAUGCCCAACACUUGUGCCCAAUAAACAACGCUGGAAUCCA
This is a messenger RNA of Jaculus jaculus (lesser Egyptian jerboa), 1347 nucleotides long. It is a transcript of the gene Tax1bp3, whose product is annotated as Tax1 binding protein 3. The record is from RefSeq and is a predicted model, not a curated record. Gene Ontology annotation, molecular function: protein binding. The coding region runs from base 117 to 491 and encodes 124 amino acids. The transcript has 4 exons. Lineage: Eukaryota; Metazoa; Chordata; Mammalia; Rodentia; Dipodidae. Gene Ontology annotation, biological process: neurotransmitter receptor transport postsynaptic membrane to endosome; neurotransmitter receptor transport, endosome to postsynaptic membrane. Gene Ontology annotation, cellular component: postsynaptic density; adherens junction; postsynaptic membrane.